AUGAGUUCUAAAUUAUUUAGAUUGGAGGCCACUUAUCAAAAUUAUGCUUGGGGUAAGAUUGGUUCCAAAUCUGCUGUUGCCCAAUAUGCUGCCCAUUCUAAUGAAUCUGUAAAAAUUGAUGAAUCCAAGCCAUAUGCUGAACUAUGGAUGGGAACCCAUUCUAACGGUCCUUCCAGACAAGCUGAAACUGGGGAAUUGUUAAAAGAUAUGAUUAAAAAGGAUCCUGUUAAUAUGCUUGGUGAAAAGAUUGUUGAAAAAUUCCAAAAUAAAGAAGAAUUGCCAUUUCUUUUUAAAGUGUUAUCUAUUGAAAAGGUUUUAUCCAUCCAAGCACACCCAGAUAAGGCUUUAGGGAAAAUGUUACAUGAGCAAGAUCCUAAAAAUUACCCAGAUAAUAACCAUAAACCAGAAAUGGCUGUUGCUGUUACAGACUUCGAAGGGUUCUGUGGAUUUAAACCUUUGAAUGAAAUAGCAGAUGAAUUAAAACGUUUGCCUGAAUUUAAAGCUAUUGUUGGUGAAGAUGUUGCUCAAGAAUUUAUCAAUGGUAUCAAACCAGACGCCAUUGAAGGAUCUGAAGACGAUAAAUCCAACAAAAAACUAUUACAAAAAGUCUUCAAUAAGGUUAUGACUGCUUCUGAUGAAUUUAUUGCUAAAGAAAGUGAGAAAUUGGUUGACAGAGCUCAACAAAGUCCAAAAGAUUUCAACAAGUCUGAUUUACCAGAAUUGAUAAUUCGUUUAAAUAAACAAUUCCCCCAAGAUGUUGGUUUAUUCUGUGGUUGCUUAUUGUUGAAUCAUUGUAGAUUGAAACCUGGUGAAGCUAUCUUCUUAAGAGCUAAAGAUCCACACGCUUACAUUAGUGGUGAUAUCAUUGAAUGUAUGGCUGCAUCUGAUAAUGUUGUAAGAGCUGGUUUUACCCCUAAAUUUAAGGAUGUUAAAAAUUUGGUAGAAAUGUUAACAUAUAAAUAUGGCAGUGUGGAAGAUCAAAAGAUGCAACAAGAAUCGUUUGAAAGAUCAUCUGGUAAUGGUGAAUCAGUCCUAUAUAAUCCACCAAUUGAGGAGUUUGCUGUUUUAGAAACUACUUUUAAGCAAUCUACUGGUGUAAGACAUUUUAAACCUUUUGAAGGUCCAAGUAUUUUAAUUACCACAAAGGGAAAUGGUUUUAUUAGUACUGAAGGUGUCAAAUUAAAAGCUGAACCUGGUUUUGUCUUCUUUAUCGCUCCAAACACACAAGUUGACUUAGAGUCUAUGGACCAAGAUUUUACUACUUAUAGAGCAUUUGUUGAGGCUUGA
This is a messenger RNA of Arxiozyma heterogenica, 1287 nucleotides long. It is a transcript of the gene PMI40, whose product is annotated as mannose-6-phosphate isomerase PMI40. Gene Ontology annotation, molecular function: mannose-6-phosphate isomerase activity; zinc ion binding. NCBI's taxonomy places the organism in Eukaryota, Fungi, Ascomycota, Saccharomycetes, Saccharomycetales, Saccharomycetaceae. The transcript has a single exon. The record is from RefSeq and is a predicted model, not a curated record. Gene Ontology annotation, cellular component: cytosol. Bases 1 to 1287 code for a protein of 428 amino acids. Gene Ontology annotation, biological process: carbohydrate metabolic process; GDP-mannose biosynthetic process.